AUGAACCAGCACGCAUAUAAGAUUCCUGAAAACUACAAUAGAAACAUUCCACCCGGUAAAAACACUACAGUGUAUAUAGGAAUAAACGUCAAUCGGGUGUCUGGAGUCGAUGAGAAUAAAGAGGAAAUAACGCUGGACAUCUUUCUGCAAGUAUCAUGGGAAGACGGACAGCUACAAAUCCCGCCGGGCAUGCCUUUCAUAGACUUGCCAUGGGAGUUUCGCCAGCUGAUAUGGACGCCGGAUCUGUACAUAUGGCAGCUGCAGAGCAUGAGAACAAUGUCCGUAUUGCAAGAGAUGGCUUCGCUCAGGAUAUACUCUAAUAGCACCGUAUCAGUUAAUAUAGGCGCUACUAUAACAAUUAAAUGUCAAAUGGAUUUCGUUCUGUACCCAUUGGAUGUGCAAAAAUGCGCCAUUGAUUUUGGCAGUUACAAAUAUACGUCGGAAGACGUCCGUUUCGAGUGGCAUGCGGGAGCGCCGUGGCGGGGCCUGGUGGGAAAACAGCGCAACCAGUUCCGCCUGCCCAAAUACGUGGUCACAUUCGUCACGGACAAAAGUAAUCAUAUUCGAAAUUUUGGUGAAGGUGAGCAUUCAGCGGCACGGUUGCAAAUCAAACUUUCGAGGGAGCUGCGCAGCUAUCUCCUGGAGAGCUACCUGCCGUCGUCGUUGUUCGUCAUCAUAUCCUGGGGAAGCUUCUGCGUCAUACCGGAGAUAGUUCCCGGCCGUAUGGUUCUCCUCGUGACUACACUGCUCUCUUUAGUCACGAUGUUUGACACAGUCAGUACAAACUCGCCUGAUGCCCUGGAGCUCAAGUGUAUUGAGGUGUGGCUGAUUUCAUGCACCAUAUUCGUGUUCCUGGCCUUGCUCGAAUACUUCGUCGUGCUGUUCGGCAUCCGUUACGACAAAAGUUGGAGCAAGCGGCGGCAAGACCUCAGGCGCGCUCACUCCGCGGCACAACUCGCCCCACCGCCCCUACACGUGAACCAUUCUCAGAGAAUGGGCACGCCGGUGACAGGAACGCCUCAAGGCGGUGUCUUUUCACCACAACUUAGCGUUGAGGACGAGGGCCUUAAGCAACAAUUUUCACAUCAAACAAUACAAAGGGAUUCGCCUAUACUGGAUACAAUGCCGCCGAGUGGAUCGUCGAGAGGAUUUUUAACACGACUUGCUACUAUGGCGGACCACGGAGUAAUGUUCUGCGGUGCGCAACAUGGGGCACUUGAUAAAUUCGCUCUGAUAUUGUUCCCCGUGUGCUUCUUUCUUUUCACCGUCAUCUACUGGACAACCUACCUCAGCGAGGCGCAUCGGGCAAUGCUCGAG
Messenger RNA from Iphiclides podalirius (scarce swallowtail), 1317 nucleotides. NCBI's taxonomy places the organism in Eukaryota, Metazoa, Arthropoda, Insecta, Lepidoptera, Papilionidae. The record is from the annotation of a GenBank genome assembly.